AAUUUUACUAUUGAUUCAAAUAAAUCAUAUUUUUUUAUUGUUUGUAUAGACUAUUGAUAUCUAAAUUAGUUGUUGCGGUCACUCAUCGGUUGUUUGUUUGGUUACCCGUACUGACCAAAAACCAUGUGGUGGUUGCGAUGGCAUACCCGACGAUUUUUCCGAUCCAUAAUGAAUCCAUUGGAUCCCGAAAUGGCCGUCCGAUGGGAAAGAAAUUUACGAUAUUUUUAUGUAUUUUUAGGUUUUAAUGUCAUGUUAUUGAGUGUCAAUUACUUCAGAAAACGCAGACAAGAGUUACAAGAGGCCGGUCUUCUGGUCGAAGAUAUAACACCCGCACAUCGUAAGGCCCGACACAUGAAUAUGUCCAACAAUAUGACUAUUGUUAGGGUCGGACUCAAUGGCCGCCAAUCAGAAGUCUAUGAGUUUCAUCCCGAAGAGUAUCGCAAAGAGAUGGCCGACAAAGAGGCUGUCGCUAGGAUUGAGAUCGAAAAGUUGGAUCAAAAGAAAAAACAAUUAAAGAAAUCGUUGAACAAUACUGACCAACAAUUGGUCAGUUAGUGUCUGUGUGUGUCCACCGAUCGGCUGACUAUUUUAACGUAGUUUUCAUAUUUUUGACAAUCAAUUGAUUA
This is a messenger RNA of Oppia nitens, 626 nucleotides long. RefSeq lists its product as uncharacterized. The record is from RefSeq and is a predicted model, not a curated record. Lineage: Eukaryota; Metazoa; Arthropoda; Arachnida; Sarcoptiformes; Oppiidae. The transcript has a single exon. The coding region runs from base 124 to 555 and encodes 143 amino acids.